AUGAAUACUCAGAGGCGCGCAGAGAAGCGCGCCCUGCCCUUUAUCCCCCCGCCCCCUCGCCCACGGCGCCCCCGGCACCCCCGGCACCACCGGCUGCCCCUACUCACCAACGUCGCGUCUUCCUCCACAAGUCAAAGUUUGCGACCUCUUUCCGCCGAGGAGUCCCAUCGGCACCGACGUCAGCGGCAGCAGAAGCGGUCGCAGCCGCCGCUACCGCCGCGGAAGCAGUAUGAGAAGCAGCAGCAGCAGCAGCAGCAGCAGCAACAGCGCCAGCACGCGAAGGGCGCCUGGGCCAUCAUCGAGCUGGUGCUCACUAACAUGGGCAUCAACCGUCGCCAGCAAUAA
Molecule: messenger RNA, 345 nt
Organism: Verticillium nonalfalfae
Lineage: Eukaryota; Fungi; Ascomycota; Sordariomycetes; Glomerellales; Plectosphaerellaceae
Exons: 2
Coding region: 1-345 (114 amino acids)
Source: RefSeq, a predicted model, not a curated record